Molecule: messenger RNA, 974 nt
Organism: Drosophila kikkawai
Lineage: Eukaryota; Metazoa; Arthropoda; Insecta; Diptera; Drosophilidae
Source: RefSeq, a predicted model, not a curated record
CUGUGCUUAGGUUAAUACAAACAAGGCUUAGAUCAUUCCCACAUUGUAUCGCCAAGUAUAAACAUCAGCUCUCUCUCUCUCCAGUGAAUAAUUUUACUACAUUUUCUACUCGAACAAGUUAAACCCCGUUUUUGAAUUUACAAAAAAAAACCAUGGAUCCUAAAGUCUCGUUUUCUGACCUCUCCGAUGGAAGCGGAAGGCGUGGUGACCGGGCUCUGAAAACUUGUGGCCGCUCGGUGGGCAAGUUGCAUGAGGAGAUCACGCGACUAAGAAAGGAAAACUUUCAUCUGAAACUGGUCAACUAUGAAUUAGAGGAGACUAAGCGUCGCUGCCAAGGAACUGUUAUGCUGCCUUCCGACGAUUCUUUCAAGAUCAAAGAACUCGAGGAUGAGCUGCGAGAAACACUACGAACGCUUAAAGUGCUGCGCAAAGAAAGCUCCAAUCUCAAAAAGAAAAUGUCUCAGCUGCACGAUUACGAGUCGGACAAUAAAAGAUUAACCGAAGCCCUCUUGGAGAAGAAUGUGUUGCUAAAGGACGCAGCCAUGAUAAUAUCAAAACUUGAGGACCAUAAUUACAAAACUGAUAGCUUUGUGGAUGGAGUCAAAAAGCUGACAAGGGACUAUGAUGAGGAGCGAAAGCGAUGGUAAAUAAAAAAGGAGAGCGAGUGGCACACACACACACACACACAAGGCGCUACAGUUGCGACAGGAUCAGAAGGAUACAAGGCGGAGCGAACAUACAAUUUCACAAGACGGAAAGUUCACACUCCCCAGGAGUUGUUCUACCAAAAGUAAAUAUCAUAAAAAAAAACAACUGCAGAAAUUCUCAAAAAAAAAAAUUAAAUUCCAUAGAAUUAAGUUAUGAUUAUAAUAAUGUUGCUGCAAAAAAAAAAAGAAGAAAUUUAAAAAGUACAAAAAAAUUAAUUUCAUGGAGAAAAGUAGCCACAACAAAGUUAUAUUUCAUUUUAAAUCAGA